This is a messenger RNA of Ascochyta rabiei, 1548 nucleotides long. RefSeq lists its product as uncharacterized. Lineage: Eukaryota; Fungi; Ascomycota; Dothideomycetes; Pleosporales; Didymellaceae. Bases 1 to 1548 code for a protein of 515 amino acids. The transcript has a single exon. The record is from RefSeq and is a predicted model, not a curated record.
AUGCUCACACUCUCUAAGCCACCAAAGUGGGAUUUCGACGUCAAAACCCAUGACUAUCCCCCACCAUUCUCAGCCUCCUCCACCACCAUUCGACAUUCACCAAAGCUCAACGGCGGGCCAUCACCUUCCCACCUGGCUGGACCCAAUUACGCCAUGAGCACAUCUCAUCGCGGAUUGCCUCCGCCAUCGGCAAUGACCUUGCCAGAUCCUGGACGUGGCCCUCCUCCAAUACAGUCUUCUAUGGGAUCUUCUUCUCUAGGGGCAUUGCCUUCGGCACCAACUCAAUGGCAGGGUUCUGAAGAUGGCAUGAAGAACUGGCUGGCGGCAAAGGCUGAAGAGGAGAAGAGGAGGCAAGAGGAGGAAAAGACCCGUCAGGAGAAUUUAAAGUUGGAGCAGCGAAAGAUCGAACACUCAAUGCUUCGGGAGUCUAUGCAGGGCGGUAUCCCGCCGCACCUUGUCCCUAUCAUUUUCGCUGGCAUUGGAGGCGGAAACCUUGCCAACAUCAGCGCCGAAUGGAUCCAGCAAUAUACUGCGCAAGUGCAAGUUGCGCACCAGCAGGCUCAGGCUCAAGCCCAAUCACAAGCACAGCUCUCUCCCGAACUUCGACGAGACACAAGGUUACUGGGUCAACAAGCGCAGACAGUGUAUGCUGGACAACCUCCCGUGUCACAAACGAUCCUUCCACCAACCGCAGUGCUGCCAGGUCAGCCUCUCCCAACACAGUCACAGCAUACUUCAGCAGCGUAUGCUGGCGAAAGGACAGCACCAGCUCCCGGCCAGGCCGGCCCUCCUACGUCCGGUUCUCGUCCUCUUCACCAGUCGCAGCUGCCGAAGCUUACCACAAACGAGAUGCACAUUCAGCAGCCACCAUCAGCACAAUCUAGCGUGCAGCAUUUGCAAAACCAGGGCGGACAAGAACAAUCGUCGCCGUCGAUCUACUUCCAUCACUGGGUGCCUCCAGCAUCGCAACAAGAAAAGAGCUCAAGCGGACAUCCGCCGGCGACGCCCUCAGGUAAAUGCAAAUCUUCGCCCUCUACCUCAUACCAAUCUCGUCAACGUGCGACGUCUCAUGCGUCUGACCGUGAGUACAUCAGCUCCCCAAACAAAAAGCGGAAGGCCCAAGGCCCUCACGCAGCGCCACCGCCCCCUACAUCGGCACCCCAAUCCUAUACAUCGCCAUCCUUCUCGCAUGUAUCGACGUCAUCGACGUCAACGCCCGGACGACGAGGACACGCACGAGCCCGUUCCGAUGCAUCUACACGAGGUGCAGAGGCUUCUAUGAGUCGUCGUAGUACGGUGUCCGGGUUGGCGCAUGAGACACGGCAAAGUGACAUGCGAGAUGCUCCAAGAGCAUCAGAAGGAAGGCAACCGCACAAUCCGGAUGCGCCCUAUGGCACUCCACCACAGCGCAGUGAAUCACGAGGCUACGUCCAGCAAUCGCCAGGACCACGUGCCGGAUUAGGCCAGCCUGAAACCCCCAAAUUCGGGUCGCAUCAGCAAUGGAGUCGUGGACAUGACACAUCCCCCAAACGGGAAGCCGAUCAUUAG